Molecule: messenger RNA, 168 nt
Organism: Bipolaris victoriae FI3
Lineage: Eukaryota; Fungi; Ascomycota; Dothideomycetes; Pleosporales; Pleosporaceae
Exons: 1
Source: RefSeq, a predicted model, not a curated record
CCGCCCCCCCCCCUCCCGAAACCAAUGCUUCGGACCCCCGACACGUCGGUGUCACCGGGACCUAGCAAGGAACAAGGGAAUAAAGGGUUCCCUCAUUUGGGCGCAUGCGCGCGCGUCUGCGUCCUCCGCCCCGCGCGUCGGACAACAGGGUACGGAAGGAGUAACUGA